AAAAUGCCGAAAAGGCGGUGAUAGUAAAGUUUAUAGUCGUCGUGGUCUACUUUUCAAAAUUUCAAACCAUCCCACAAUGGCGGACCAGUGAAGAAAAAGAAAAAGCUUUCUAUCUGCUCUCCCUUCUCUCAUAUGGUGUACAAAUGCGUCGAGCGAGUGCCUAUUAGUAAGGUUCUUCCAUAGACUGCCUGCUCUAGUAGACGUUAUUAUAAAUUUUCAUUUCCAAGUAAUUCAGAGGCAUUUACAAUGGCACGUACAGACUACGAAGAAGCUGAAGAAGAAGAAGAAAACAUAUUGAAUUCGCAAUCCUCGGAUAACAAUUACAUGGUGGGCUUUGUCAUAGCCAACAUAGUAGGCCUGCAGUACUACACGGGUUCAGUAAACGGUAGAGAAAUGGUGGGCUUGAUCCGCCAGCCAGAGAAUCCCUACGACCCAAAUGCAAUUAAAGUGCUCAACAUGAGGGGGUUGCAGGUUGGUCACAUUGAGCGCUCAGUUGCAGGCGCCUUAGCCCCCCUUGUGGACCAGGGGCUAAUUCUGAUUGAAGCAAUAGUGCCCAAUGGAAGGGGCUUCAAGAAUGCCUACAAGAUGCCCUGCCAAAUAUACAUUUUCAGUCAGAGGGAGCUCAUGGGUGUGGCCCUAGAAGUCUUGACAGAAAAUGGGCUCAAUGUCAUCACUACAGCUGAUCAAGAAUUCAUGACUACGCAGUCGGUGGCUGCAAAGGAGAAGAUUCAGGAGGAGCCCGUGAAGAAGGCCAGGGAUUUGGAUGAGAUAUUUGGAGCGGCUGUGGAUGGAGGGGCAAGAAAAAGGCAGACCAUGGAACCGUCGAGUGUUAUUGUGGCGGAGCUCUUGCAGCACCAGAAGGAGGCGUUGGCUUGGAUGGUGCAGAGGGAGAAUUCGCUGAAGCUGCCUCCAUUCUGGGAGGUUUGUAAUAAUCAAGGUAAAAAGGUUUACAAGAAUAUUUUGACAAAUUUUGAGUGUUUCGAGAGGCCUGACCCACUCAGGGGUGGAAUUUUGGCUGAUGAUAUGGGGCUUGGGAAAACUCUAGCUUUGCUUUCAUUAAUUGCCACAAAUGGGCCUGGUGCCGAGCUUCCUCCUAUUGUGGACAUUGAGCCCUGCCCCGGAAACCCAAAUCCUGAGAACUCUACUUUUGCAAACCCACAUUCUGAAAACCCCAGUUUUGGAAACCCAUGCCUUGAAAACUAUAGUCUUCAAAACCCACAUCCUGAAAACCCAAAAUUUGAAUAUCACGAAGCUGGAAGCUCUCAAUCUGGAAACUACAAUUCUCGAAUUUCUAAGUCCUCUUCACAAAACCCUAAACCCUGCCCCGAAAGCUCUAAGCCAAGGGAACGUAAGAGGAAAAGGGAUGGCUCAAGAAAGAAGACCGACACUAAUGCAAGCAGAGAGUCAGCAUUCUCUAGCAGGGAUUUGGCUGGAUGCGAAUUUGACCCACCAGAUCCCCAUGGGCCCAAGACCACUCUUGUUGUCUGCCCCCCUUCGGUGAUUUCCAAUUGGGUCACUCAGCUUGAGGAACACACCAAACCAGGAAAGCUGAAAGUUUAUUUAUAUCAUGGUGAUCAGCGCAAUAGGGAAGGUAAGGAGCUUUGCAAGUUUGAUAUUGUUUUGACAACUUAUAGUACUCUCGGUUCAGAAUUGGAUUGUCCGGGUUCCCCCAUGAAGGAGGUGGACUGGUUGAGAGUUAUCUUGGACGAGGCUCAUUUCAUCAAGAAUGCUACUACUAAACAGGCCAAGGCUGCAAUAGCUUUGAAGGCACAAAGGAGGUGGGCAGUUACUGGAACUCCAAUUCAGAACACCUCAUUUGAUUUGUUUACUUUAAUGUCCUUUUUGCAGUUUCAACCGUUUUCAAUUAAAUCUUACUGGAAUAGCUUGGUCCAACGCCCUUUAACUCAGGGCAAUGCCAGUGGCCGUGCUCGUCUCCAGGCCCUGAUGGAGACCAUUGCACUCAGAAGAACCAAAGACAUGAAAAUCAAUGGACAGAGACUGGUGGAACUUCCACCUAAAUUUGUAGAGAUCCAUUCAAUAGAACUUUGCCAUGAGGAACGACAGCUUUAUGAUCGUUUAGAAGCAGAAGGCAAAAAAGUUGUUCAACAUUUUAUUAAUUCAGGCACCGUGCUAAAUAAUUAUUCAACUGUGCUUCAAAUACUUUUGCGACUACGUCAACUUUGUGAUGAUCCAGCUUUGUGUCCAUCUGAUGUGGAACUACUUAUGUCAUCUUUAAAAUUGGAAGAUGCUUCAAGCAAUCCUGAUUUGCUUAAAAAACUACUGUUGAUUUUGCAAGAUGGAGAUGAUUUUGAUUGUCCGGUGUGCCUAUCACCACCGACAGAGGCUAUUAUAACUAUUUGCUCACAUGUAUUCUGCAAGAGGUGCAUUGAGAAAACACUGAAGCAUGACAAGCCACGGUGUCCAAUGUGUCGCAAGGAACUUACAGAGUCUGAUCUUUUCAGUUCACCGAAGGCUGCAGAGGAUGAUGUAAUACCAAAUAAGUCAGCAAAUAGCUCAAAAGUCAAAGCACUAAUAUCCUUUUUGAAAGAGUCCCGCAAUGAUGAUCCAACAAAAAAAUCUGUUAUUUUCUCACAGUUCCGGAAAAUGCUGGAUCUCUUGCAGGAGCCUUUGGAGAGAGAAGGCUUCAAGUUUGUUCGUUUAGAUGGGUCUAUGGCUUCAAAGAAGCGAGCAGCAACUAUUACAGCUUUUGCAUCAACAAAGCCGACGAGCCCAACCAUUCUCUUAGCAAGUCUAAAAGCUGCAGGAGUAGGUAUAAAUUUAACCGCUGCUUCUGAUGUGUACAUGUUUGACCCAUGGUGGAAUCCUGCUGCUGAAGAUCAAGCAAUGGAUCGAGUACAUAGAAUUGGGCAGACAAGAUCUGUCAGAGUGUGCAGACUAAUUGUGAAGGACAGUGUUGAGGAAAGCAUAUUAGAAAUGCAAGAGAGGAAACGGAAGUUAGCAAGUUCUGCAUUCAAUAAGUCUGAAAAGGAGCAACGCCAAAUGCGUGUGGAAGAUGUACAACACUUAAUGCGGUUUAAAUAGGUGGAAAUCAUCUACAUGUUAUUUUGUUUGUUUUGAGAUUAAGAACACAUCUUCUGCUGAAUGGGGUAGUAGUUCAGGUGUUCUUGGAGAAAAGAUGUUUCAUGGUUGUAUUUUGUUCAUGGUUGUAUUUUGUACCAAGAUGAGCAUUAAUUGUUUAAUACUACUAAUUUCAGAAGCAAUGUGGUUAUUUGAUUUCAA
Messenger RNA from Cryptomeria japonica (Japanese cedar), 3240 nucleotides. Its product is annotated as putative SWI/SNF-related matrix-associated actin-dependent regulator of chromatin subfamily A member 3-like 1. The coding region runs from base 247 to 3042 and encodes 931 amino acids. Gene Ontology annotation, molecular function: hydrolase activity, acting on acid anhydrides, in phosphorus-containing anhydrides; zinc ion binding; ATP-dependent chromatin remodeler activity. The transcript is spliced from 3 exons. The record is from RefSeq and is a predicted model, not a curated record. Lineage: Eukaryota; Viridiplantae; Streptophyta; Pinopsida; Cupressales; Cupressaceae.